GUGGCAGCGGCGCAGGGGAAAAGCGGUGGGAAACAGAAACACUAUGGCUGCCUCUCUGUCUCUAACUCAGCUCUCCAGUGGAAAUCCCAUUUAUGACAAAUACUAUCGACAGGUUGAUCCAACUGGCAGUGGGCGGGUGACGGCAGCAGAUGCAGCUCUGUUCCUGAAAAGGUCGGGCUUGGCUGACCUGGUCCUGGGGAAGAUCUGGGAUUUAGCAGACUCUGAACGUAAAGGAUCUCUUAGCAAACAGCAAUUCUUUGUAGCUUUGCGGUUGGUAGCCUGUGCUCAAAAUGGCCUGGAGGUGGCACUCAAGAGCCUUAAUGUGGCUGUUCCUCCCCCCAAAUUUCAUGACACUAGCAGCCCGCAGUUAGCGGGAGGAGCGCCUGGUGACACACCCUGGGUUGUGAAGCCUGAAGAGAAGAUGAAGUUUGAUUCCAUCUUUGAGAGUCUAGGUCCAGUAGGUGGCAUCCUAACAGGAGACAAGGUUAAGCCUGUCCUGCUUAACUCCAAACUUCCAGUGGACAUCCUCGGCAGGGUGUGGGAGCUCAGUGACCUCGACAGAGAUGGCAUGUUGGACAAAGAUGAAUUUUCUGUGGCCAUGUAUUUGGUGUACAGAGAGUUGGAGGGGGAGCCUGUUCCCAUGUCCCUACCACCUCCCCUGGUUCCACCCUCCAAGAGGAAAAAACCCUCGGUGCCUCCUGUGAUGCCCCUGUUACCCUCACCCCCCUCUGCCAAAGAAAGUCGCUCCUCCCACGCUGGCUCUAAGACCAUACCCCCCCCUCCUAAACCCGCCCCAGCUCCUGUCCCAGCACCAGCAGCUGCAGCUGCUUCUUGGGUGGUGUCACCAGCAGACAAAGCCAAAUACGAUGAGCACUUCAACAAGACAGACGGGGACAUGGACGGGCUCGUGUCUGGACCUGAGGUCAGAGAUAUCUUUCUGAAGACUGGGCUGCCCUCUGCCACACUUGCACGUAUCUGGGAGGUUUGUGACAUUGGAGACAUCGGGAAACUGACUCGAGAGCAGUUUGCCCUGGCGCUCCAUCUGAUCAAUCAGAAGCUGACGAAAGGCCUGGACCCUCCGCAGAGCCUGACCCCAGAGAUGAUCCCUCCCUCUGACCGACAAAACAUCAAACAGAACAACAUGCUAAACUUGGCAGCCGACUUCUCAGCCAUCAAGGAGCUUGACUCUCUCAGUAACGAGAUUGUUGAACUACAACGAGAGAAGUGCACUGUGGAAGAGGAGAUCAAGGAGAAAGAGGAGGCCAUCAGACAGCGCAGCACUGAAGUGCAGGACUUACAAGUAGAAGUGGGGAGGGAGAGUGAGGAGCUGCAGCGGCUCCAGUCUCAGCGUCAAAAGGUCCAAGAUACGUUGGACGAGCUGGACCAACAGAAGAGCUCCCUGGAGGAUCAGUUGGCUCACAUCCGCCAACGGACCACCCAGGAGACACAACUGAUCACAUCGCUGCAGACGGAGCAUGAGGAGCAGGAACAGAUGAUAUGUCAGUAUGAGGAGGAGCUGGUCCAGGCCCGAGAGGAGCUGCUUGCUUUGCAGGAGGAGAGCAGGAGGCUGCAGGAGAAAGUCCAGGCUGCACAGGAGCAGCUCACACCUCUGCAAGAGUCUGUGCGAGACUCAUUCAAACAAGUUGCACAGGUUCAACAGAAACUGAACAACCUUCAAGUGGAGGAAAGGUCAGUGACUGCCCAGCUCACCUGGAAGAGAGCCCUGGAGGACAGCUCUCCUGUCAUGGUCAAUGGAUCAGCAGGUGCUGCAGCAGAGCUGCACCAGGGGGACCCCUUCCAACAGGACCUCUUCCAGGAGGACCAGCCUAGAGAGCUGAAGCUCGAAGAACAAACUGCUUUCUUCAGUCCUCAGAACGACCAUUUCGAUCAAAAAGAGAUAGAAGCAAAUGAGAAUGAAGAAGCGGAGGAGAUGAAGGACAAGGAAGACGCAAGUCGAAAUACUCCAGAGGAGGAAAAACCAAGAUCUGAUGCGUUGGAUGAUCUUUAUACUAGUCUGGCCCCUUCUGAUAUGUACAAUAGUCUGUCAACCUUCCCCAAGCCUCUGAACACUGUCAGGGAAUUCGGUAGCCACGAAGUUUCAUCAGAAGUUGCAGAUGAUGAAGACAAAUCAUCUAAUGAGAGCUCACCAAAGCAGGUGGCAUCAUCAGAACAAGAGAACAAAGAGGAGCAAGCAGAGACGCCUGAAGCCACCACCACCACCACCAUCACCUCCUCCUCGUUACCAGUAGGCCCCAUGCCACCACAGACCAGCCCACCAACCCUGCCUGAGAUGGACUUCUUUCAUUCAGACCCCUUUACUGACCAUGAUCCAUUUAAAGAUGAUCCAUUUGGAAAAGCAGAUGUUGCAGAUCCAUUUGGAGGAGAUCCAUUCAAAGGGACCGACCCCUUUGCUGCAGACACUUUCUUCACACAGACCUCCAACGUCCCCUUCUCCUCAGAAGACCCUUUUUCAGCCCCAGCCGACCCGUUCGGUGCCACCACUGAUGCGCCAGAGCCAGACCUGUUUGCAGCCAAGCUGAACAAUGCAGCACCCGCUCCUGCAGCAGGCCCCGACCCCUUCACCUCCAAACCGACCAAUCCUGCUUCAGCAGCCAAGGGUCCUUUCACCACCACAGAGAACAACAUGGCUGAGUCUGAUCCGUUCGGUGGCAAAGUCAAUGCCACAACAGAGGCAGAUCCAUUUGGGUCUCAGGACGUAGAGACCGAUCCGUUCAGCUACUCGCCAGUCAGCUGUGAUCUGGUAGUGAAGGACACUGCAGCGGCCAAUGACCCUUUCGCUCCAGGUGGUACGGCAGUGAGCUCCAGCUUAGAUGCAGAUCCGUUUGCUGCAGUGUUUGGUAAUGAGUCGUUCGGUGGGGGCUUUGCAGAUUUCAGUGCCUUGACGAAGUCAAACGGGGGUGACCAGUUCGGCAUCAACAAUAAGAACCUGUUCGAGGAAGACAGUCCGUCUGCCAGCCCCGACGUGCCCCCUGCACUGCCCCCGAAAACGGGUACGCCAACGAGACCUCCCCCUCCACCUCCAGGUAAGAAAUCCUCCAUCUCCAGAACAGACUCCUCUGACUCCUUCCAUCGACGAGGGCACUUCCUCCCACAGCCUUCAGGGGACUUCUCCUCCUCCUCGCCCUCCCUGCCUGCCAAGGAUCCUUUAGCCGACCCCUUCGCCCCCUCCUCCCCUCCUCGUCACAGCGUACGGGAAGCUGACCGAUUUGCCAGCUUUGACAAAUAUCCAACAGAGGAAGACAUGAUAGAGUGGGCAAAGCGCGAGAGCGAACGGGAGGAAAAGGAGCGACUUGCAAGGCUCACCCAGCAGGAACAAGAGGACCUGGAGCUGGCCAUCGCUCUCAGCAAGUCUGAACUCUCCUGAGAAGCUCUCCUCUUCCCUCCUUUCUUCCCUCCUUCCCUUUCCUCUCUCCUCCCUUCCCAUCCUCCACUGGCCCGGCACGGCACGGCACAGCACAGCCUGGCCCAGCCCAGAAAGCACCAAAGUAAAAGUGGGGACUGUAUAGGACUGAUUCAGCAACACCCGCUGACCCCAUGAGGAGAUUUUCUUUCUGAAUGAAUCCAUCUCUGCAUCGUUCAGCAGCCUCAGCCCCCCCUCCCCCUCUCUCUAUCUCUCUCUCUCCCUCUCCCCCCCGAGACUGUUCACUGUGCACUGGCAUCGCAGUAUCGGGUCUCUCUCCAUCCUGUCGGCCUCUGUGGUUGUCGUUGGGAGGAGACGACCGAGGACAAGCGACGCGUGUGGAUGGUUUUAAAUGAAAUGCAGUGAAUAUUGUCAGAUGUUAGGAUCGUCACACUCUGUUGUGACCUCAUCACUCGGCGACAAACGGCCACAUUAACUCUACAGAAUGUAAUUUAUUUAAAGAGUAGACUGAAACAGCCUCCUCAAAAGACAUCUUUAUCCACUAAGUAAACUCACUACCCUUUAAAAACACUUUAAAAAAUGAUGGACAUGACAAAAUGUUGUGGUUGUGAAAUGGGAGGUUUUGGAGCAGCUGUAACAAUAUCUUGGCAUUUAUCAUUAAUAUCAUCCAGUGUGAAUAGAGUAACGAUGGCAGAGGGCCUGUGAGAUCUUCUUUUUUUAUUAAUGACAACAUUUCUACGUGUUUAACUGGAAGUUAUUCAUCCUCUGAUAUGUGAAAAACAAAUUGAUACUAAAAACAAAUGAACAAAUCCAUUACAGCUCUUAUGUCUUUUGAAUGGAAGAAGUGCAAAGCUUGGCCCAGCGUCUGUUCUGUCUGUGUUGUAGAAAGUUUAUUUUCUGGGAGAAACUAAAGUUGGAGUGAAGCUACAUCUAUUUCAUAUUAACUACAUGUUCAUUCAUUUUCAAGGCACACUACAACGAUGAAAUGCAUUUUUUGAAAACUGUUAUCAGGGGACCUGAUGAGUAGUUUCCAUUAUCAAGUUUGAAACCUUCAGUUCUUGACAUUAUCUAAAUAGCAGAGUUUGGACAUGAAUAGAAAUGCAUGAGUUUAAAAAUGUGAAUGAUUUGUUUUGAAUAGAUUGGUUCAAUACUUCCUUCACCUGCUCCCUCUACUCUCACACUAAAUGAAUGGUGUUAAUAGCAGUGUUAUCCCUGACUCAUCUGCAAAGAGAACCAGCUGAGGGGUCAGGGGUCAGGGUCGGACACAGAGCAGCCUCCCCAUGUCUUUACUCAAUGAAGGCCCAGCAGCGCGGAUGCUGGUUGAGUAACUUGUGUAUCAAAAAUCUUCCUUAAGUGGUAAAUCUCCAUGUUAGAAAUCUUGAUGUGCCUCUGCUGGUGUUUCUCUCAUGAGCAUGUGUACGGAUUUGUUUUCCAGGAGAGGCUUCCUAUCCACUCAGAUAGGAAGCCAAAGUCACAAAGUCAGUCAAAGUCUGGCUUUUGUUGUGGAGCACUUCUCUCUCUCUGUGUGUGUGCGUGUGUGUGUCAAUCUGGUGGAGCCAGGAUAUCCAUACACAGGACCAAUGGAUAAACACUUGGACAAACAUCUCUGUGAUAAACCUAAAAUGACAUUUAUUUGAUGUGAUUUUCACUGUUUCGGAGGAGGCAGGGUUCAUGAGCAAUACUGCGGCCAGCCACCAGAGGGCGCUCAAGAUGUUUUGGCUCCCCUUUUGGGGACCUAUAAUGUCGUCCAUCUCUAUCUACAGUCUAUGGUUAAGAGCUCCACAGCAGGUGGUCAGUCAGAGAUGCUACGUCCUCGUCUCCUUCCUCCUUUCCCUCAUCUUUCUGGUUUAAUUUAAUGUUUCUCCCAGAAAAUAAACCCAGUGACUUGUGACUUCACACUGAUCAUUAAACUGUGAGGGUUUCUGACGAGGGAAAGCUCGAGUGAGCGCAUGAUGUUUUUGUUUCUUUUCUUUGCUUAUUUCCGACCAAACGGAGCUUAACACUUCUUAAUCGUCUGACUCUUUUUUUUUUAAAUUUUAAUUUUAUGUUCAGUGUGAUCAGCAUCCUGUUGUUUCCUCUUGUUUGUGUGUAACCAGUUCAGUGUCUGGUUGAUGCAGCACUGCGGCCUCUCAUAUUGGAAUCUACGUUUAUACAGGAGAACCAGAGCCGCCUCUCUUUGCUGCUUAUCGUCGCCGUGGCUUAACACAUCCGAUUGUUUAAUUCACUCGCGUUUAAACGCCUCCAGACACAUGACAGUCGUUUGUACAGGCUCCUUGAAUAUUACGAAUUAAGAACCACUGAUGUUUCUAGGCUGAUCCACGAUGGCUUUUAAAGCUAAUUGUAUUUUAUUUUGUAUUUUCUAACGUGUAAUAAAAAUCAUUAUUGGGAGUUUGGCCAGAAUAUAUAAUGCAUUUAAUUGAAACAGAAUAAAUAUUAAACAUGUAAUUUUGCA
This is a messenger RNA of Limanda limanda (common dab), 5834 nucleotides long. It is a transcript of the gene eps15, whose product is annotated as epidermal growth factor receptor pathway substrate 15. The record is from RefSeq and is a predicted model, not a curated record. Gene Ontology annotation, cellular component: plasma membrane; cytoplasm; clathrin coat of coated pit. NCBI's taxonomy places the organism in Eukaryota, Metazoa, Chordata, Actinopteri, Pleuronectiformes, Pleuronectidae. Bases 44 to 3385 code for a protein of 1113 amino acids. Gene Ontology annotation, molecular function: cadherin binding; calcium ion binding. Gene Ontology annotation, biological process: endocytosis; endosomal transport. The transcript is spliced from 25 exons.